This is a messenger RNA of Pungitius pungitius (ninespine stickleback), 2716 nucleotides long. RefSeq lists its product as uncharacterized. Lineage: Eukaryota; Metazoa; Chordata; Actinopteri; Perciformes; Gasterosteidae. The record is from RefSeq and is a predicted model, not a curated record.
AUGGCCCACCUGGUGGGGGUCAAGCAGGUUGUUACGGUGGAGAUAGGAGGAGACCCCAAAAACACCAAUGUCUACUAUGACAAUAAAGUCAGCAACGUCAGCAGCAGCAACUACUACAGCAGCAGCAGCAGCAGCAACGCCUACAGCAGCAGCUGCAACAACGCCUACAGCAGCAGCAGCAGCAACGCCUACAGCAGCUGCAACAACGCCUACAGCAGCAGCAACAACGCCUACAGCAGCAGCAGCAGCAGCAACAACGCCUACAGCAGCAGCAGCAGCAGCAGCAACAACGCCUACAGCAGCAGCAGCAGCAGCAGCAACAACGUCUACAGCAGCAGCAGCAGCAGCAACAACGUCUGCAGCAGCAGCAACGUCUACAGCAGCAGCAGCAGCAACGUCUGCAGCAGCAGCAACGUCUACAACAGCAGCAGCAGCAACGUCUACAGCAACAGCAGCAGCAGCAACGUCUACAGCAGCAGCAGCAGCAGCAACGUCUGCAGCAGCAGCAACGUCUACAGCAGCAGCAGCAGCAGCAGCAACGUCUACAGCAGCAGCAGCAACAACGUCUACAGCAGCAGCAGCUGGAGAUGCAGAGCACAUUGCAGCGACAACCACACUCGCAAUGACAACACAACCGUCGAUAUUCCUAUAACCACGGGUACAAAGAUGUCUCCUCCAGACCCGUCAGCUGACCCGCCACAGCUAAACACCCCAAGAACGGGGGUGCCACCUGUUCAAACCAUUUUACCCAGAGGUCCUACAACCAAAGGCGUCUCCACUGCCAGCACGCGCGUCAAUAGCGACACGGCCGUCGCCUCGGGAACGGCAGUUGACGUGGCAGGGGCCGCCCUGACCAGCCAGCUGGUUGAUACGGCGGCUCUACUGGCCGUGCUGCUCUUCGGCCUGCUCUUCUUCUUGGUCACGGUGGGCGUGUUUGUGAGGCAGGCCUACGAGAGCUACAAGAGGAAGGACUAUACCCAGGUGGACUACCUCAUCAACGGCAUGUACUCUGACUCUGGGGUGUGAGGGGACUGGAUGGUGACACGGCAAUGCGGUGAAUUCACAAUGGGGUUAAUGAAGGAGCAGGAAUGGACUAAACUGACCCUAGAGCAGUCACUUACCGGUUUCUACCACGACUCCAGUGAGCGCUUCCUGCUUCCCUUUCUCUGAUGCAGUUUGGCUUCUCAAAGUCUGCCAAAUGUUGAGCAGAAAAAAACCGACUUGGCGGUGACGUAACUCCAGUUGUUGGCUGGACAGUCCGGCUGCUCCGAGACACUUCCCAGACAAUGCCCAUUUAUUUUGUUUGUUAUUUUUGAUAUCUUACAGCAAAAAUGUGUCAGUCUUUGUGUUAUUCUACCUUUCGCAGAUGAAUGUAGAGCUCACCGAGGGCUGAAAAUUGAGAUGAAACGAAUUUGACCCACCAAUCCAUCGUUGUUAAUUUACAGCAGGACGCAUUUCAUUUUGUAGGCAUGAACUACUAAUGGCAGCCCCCCCUCCCCGUGUGUUAAGACGUGGGUAAAUAGCCUAGCUUAGCACAAAGUCUGAACCCACGUUUACAUGUGAUGGAGCUUGCUGACACAUGUUUCACAGUGCUACCGUUUGACUCCAUUAGCUUUCAUUGAUGCCCAUCGCAUUUCAACUUCUUUGUCUUGCAUGUUUUUGCACACACAGGGCCAUACAACUUUAUUUCAAUAUAUUUGGUCAUUUUUCUCAGGCAAAUAUGUCUGAAUGCUCAGCUAUUUUCCUUCGGUCUGUCUCCAUUUAUGACCAACGUGUACGUUCUACCUUGUUCUAUGAUUCCAAAACCGUCCUUGUGUAGCUCAAUGUUGACCGUACCGUGCCAUUUAUAUAUUUUUUACAUUUCACUGAUCCAUGGAUUCAUCUAAAUAGAUUUUUGUCCCAGUAUCGUUCCUUACUCGUCAAACAUUGCAUUUCACAAAGAAAAGGAUGAUGACUUCUUUAUGAAACUGUUCCUCGGUUUCCUCAUUGUUGUGUUCUCAGAGUUAGUACUCACAUACUCCGUAGCUCCUAUCACCUUAAGUUGUUUGACUGAACUAAAGUUGCCUUUUUACUUUUCUUUUGUUGUUCUGAGGGGUUCCAUGUUUGAUGAACAAUUGCCAAAUAAUCACUGAAGCACAUUAUUGUAUGAUAAAGCCAAGGGAAACACAAAGCCAUUAUUAGUGGGGUUGACUAAAGGACGGCUGGGUGUCACUGACACAGGAAGUCGCCAAAUGUGUGUGUAGUAUUUCUGCCGUGUAUAAACUGCAUUGUUGUUCUGUGGUGCGUCUACAAUAAUUUUAGUUGUUUUACAAGAUCAUUCCAGAACAUAUUGUUUUCAUCUUUAAUGUUUUCUUUUGUUUAUAAAAAAGAAAUUUAGGAAAACUGUUUAAAUUUGUUUACAAGAGGAUAAGAACCACGGUGCAGGAGCAGCUUUGUUUCUAUCAUGAAAAGUCAAUGUUUAUUCAGUUUUUUUUCUGGGAAGUUCUUGAUUCAAAUACCUCAGACAAAUUUCCUUUUUUUUCAGGAGAAUUUAUCUUUUGUUUCUAUGCAAAGAAAAUGUCUUUGUUCCGUUAUCUUGAGAAAAACAAAACUGUUUGGUUUCUCUUUUCUUGAGAAAAUGAGAUGUUUAUGACGUUGUCUUCAGGGGGGAAAAAAAUAACGUAGUUCUUGAGAUCAAAUAAUUAAAAUUGUGGGCGCUUAAUGGGCUUGGAUUCCA